Molecule: messenger RNA, 3146 nt
Organism: Vidua macroura (Pin-tailed whydah)
Lineage: Eukaryota; Metazoa; Chordata; Aves; Passeriformes; Viduidae
Gene: CEP95
Product: centrosomal protein 95
Exons: 23
Coding region: 188-2920 (910 amino acids)
Cellular component (GO): centrosome; spindle pole
Source: RefSeq, a predicted model, not a curated record
GCGCCCGUCACGUGACCGGGGAGCGGCGGGGAAUGGCACGUGACCGGCGCCGCGGCUUGGCUUUGGGGCACGGGCUCUUUCUUUUGCUCCCCGUUCCCGGUCCCAGUCCAAACACAGGCCUGUUCCCAAUCCCGUUACAGAGGCGCUGGGCUCGGCCCGGCACCGCCCCAUUCCCGUAACACCGGCCAUGACGGAAAGCACCGGACAGCCCGGCACGCGCGGCUCCGCCCUUUCCUGCGGGCCUGCCCAAUGGGCGCGCAGGCCGCGGUUUAAAUGGCGGGGGCGGGCCCGGGCCCGGGUCGUUGGUGCCGCCAUGGGCAGCGCUGAGGGCGCAGAUUGGGUUGAUGUUGCCAAUGAUCUUUUAAGGACCUGUCAGAUAAACCAGCACAUAAAGCAUCUCUCAGAAUGUGGUGCUGACCUGUUUGUUCGUCUUUAUGAGUCAAUCUUAGGAGAGAAAGUACCAGAUUUCAUUGCUACUCCCAGAAGCCAAGAGGAUGAUGCACAUAAUGUACAAGCAGUAAUAGAUUCCCUGGCAUUAGAUUAUUUGCAGGUCAGCUUGUCUCAUAUCACGGGUGAAAACAUUGUGAAAGGAGACAGAGAAUCUAUCAAAAACCUCCUCGAAAUAUUUGAUGGUUUGUUAGAAUAUCUUAGAGAAGUCAGUGAAACAUCUUCUCAGACUGGAGCUGAGCUAAAUGUGCUGUCCAGUGGUGAAAUUCAAAAUGCAUCUCAAGAGCAGCUGGAAAGCACUGCUGAUCAACUUACAGAGCAUACACUGCUCUCGUCAGUUGAAAGGUCCCAGUCAGAAUAUUUUAUUCCGACUUGUGAUACAGAUGGCUCAGGAUCUACCAGUGAAUUAAUUAAACUUGGAGAUACUGCUUAUUCAUUUUCCAAGAGAGAGGAAGAAAAGGAUGCGGGAGAAGAAGAAUCUGAAAGCACGGAGGCUCUUGCAGCAUUGCCCAGACAGUUCUCAGAAAGUGAAAGGGGGACUGUAAAUGAAAGGGAAGAGGGAGGGAUGGAGUCUGUUCAUGCUGCUGAACCUCACAAAGGGAGUUUGAGUGUCAGUGCUACAAAACUGGGGGAGCCUAUCCAGCAGGCAAUUCCUCUGCUGCCCCCGUUCCAGCCCUCGGAUCCGGGAUGGAGAGAUCACCACAGCUCAGACAGACAGACAGCAGCUCUGGCUUGCAGUCAAGCAGUGAACGUUCCUACUAUUGAAAAGUCACUUACCCAAAAAUUUCAUGAUGUUUCUGAUGGUCUUCCUCUAUCCAGAAAGAUCCCUGUAGGCACGGUGCCAUUAACUCACACUUACCUGUCAUCUGCUUCUGCAGUGGGAGAUGAUGCCAAGGACAAUGUGACAAAGGUGCCUCUGGUACGUGAGUCUUCUAAAUCCAGCUCUUCUUUUGAGGAAAAGCUCUCACAAUGUGCUGAACAAGUAACACAAACCCCAAGACCUGAAUCUCAGCACUGGCCUCGAACAACAAGCAAAUACGAAAAUUGCAUCACAGAUUCAGCUGAAGAUUCACUUUCCCACAGAACAACAAAGGAGAAAGUGCCUGAGCAAGAGUUUCAUGAAGCAUCAGAAAAUCUGUCUCGCAGGCUAAAUGAAAUACAUUUAAUGUUGAAGAGAGCUUUGGGUGAGCAAACAAGAGAAGAGGAGCUGACAGAUGAGGACAGCCUGUCCCACCACAGUGACAGUGUCAUGGACUAUGGCCGAAGGACAGCUGGGAGAGGCACAUCACGUCCAAGGUACCGGGGCAGGCCAAGAUCCCUCUCUCCAGCCUCACCCUUAUCUCAGCACCAGGAACACAAACUGAGUGGCAGUGGAACAGGCCAGAUAAAGACAAUACGCAGGCACCUGCAGGAAGAAAGGGAUGAAAGAACAAGAAAAGCAAAGCUGGUCACUAAAGCUUAUGAAAAUGAGCUAAGAAAUUUUGAAGCAAGGGAGAAGCGUAGAAUUUCCAAGCUCAGAGAAGCUGCCAAGGAAAUGGAACAAGAGUACAAAGAAAAUGUCUUUCAAGAACCUCCAAAAGUGUCUCAGCGAGUGAAAGUUUAUUCUAGAAAAACCACACCUCAGUAUCCCAAAUACAGCCAGUGGAUUCCAAAACGAGGGAUCAUGAAGCCAAAGCAAGCAGCUCCAAUGACAAUAAGAGACAAUGACCUCCUCUUGCAGCUCCUGGAGGAGUUUCCCCACCUGCACAUUUCCCCCCGUACUCUGAAUAAAAUGUGGCAUCAGCAGCUUGCACAAACGGUGCACCUCAAGGCACCCUCUGCCAGACCUAGGCCAAAACUCCAGAAUGAAGUUGAACAAGCCUUGAAGAAACAUGAGCUGCUUGCUGCAAUUAUUAAGAGAGAUCAAGAUCACAGCAAGAGACUGCAAGAAAUCAAGCAGCGCAUCUACCGCCAGAAGUGGGCUCAGAACAAGGUGACGGAGAAGCGGCAGCAGGUGGCGCGGGCCAGGAAAUACUACGAGGAUUACAGGGUCCAGCUCCGGGCCAAGCUGCUGCGGGCGAGGACGCGCGAGGAGAAGAUAUUUAAAAAAUUAUUUGAGGAAGGCUUAGAAAUUCAGAAGCAAAGACUGAGGGACCUGAGAGUUUAUGCUCGAGAGAAGCGAGAUGAGCAACGGAGAGAGCACCAGAUUGAGCUGGAGUCUCUGGAGAACUACUACAAAGAUCAGUUUUCCAUGCUAGCAGAAGCUAUAUCUCAAGAAUUCCAAGAAAUCCAAACCAGAGAGAAAGCACAAGCACAAAUGUUACAAAAAUCAAAAAGCGAAGUGAGAUCAAAGAUGGAAAAGGAAAUACAGCAACUGCAAGCAGCAAUCAUGCACAAUGAUGAUGACACCUUUUUUCAAGAACUAGAAGCAGACAGACUGAGAUCCAGACUUCAGAUCGCUUCCUUCCAGUACAGCCAAAGCCACUUCUUCUGAGACUUGGGAAGAUGGUGUAGCUUUGCUGAGUUUUGAGGAGACAUCUGUUCACCAGUGCUGAGAUAAAGUCCUUGCCAAGCCAUGCCAGUACCUGAGAGCCAGAAGUAAGACCUGCUGUGUUUGACUAGAACAUUCAGUACACUCCUCACUGUAGGUAACAGCAUGUAGGAAGUCACCAGGUUUCAAGUAUUUUCUCCUGAAAUAAAGUCGAGUUACUUGAAAAAGA